Ruditapes philippinarum (Manila clam) is the source of this 705-nucleotide messenger RNA. RefSeq names its product ctenidin-3-like. Bases 1 to 705 code for a protein of 234 amino acids. The record is from RefSeq and is a predicted model, not a curated record. NCBI's taxonomy places the organism in Eukaryota, Metazoa, Mollusca, Bivalvia, Venerida, Veneridae. The transcript has 2 exons.
AUGCUGGUGGUGUCUAUGCUGGCUUUGGCGGUGUCUAUGCUGGCGUGGGCACAAUCUAUCACUCUUGCUGGCGGUGUCUAUGCUGGCGUUGUCUAUGCUGGCGUUGGCGGUGUUUAUGCUGGCGGUGUCUAUGCUGGCGUUGGCGGUGUCUAUGCUGGCGGUGUCUACACUGGCGGUGUCUAUGCUGGCGUUGGCGGUGUCUAUACUGGCGGUGUCUGUGCUGGCGGUGUCUAUGUUGGCGUUGGCGGUGUCUAUGCUGGCGGUGUCUAUACGGGCGGUGUCUAUGCUGGCGUUGGCGGUGUUUAUACUGGCGGUGUCUAUGCUGGCGUUGGCGGUGUCUAUGCUGGCGUUGUCUAUGCUGGCGUUGGCGGUGUCUAUGCUGGCGGUGUCUAUGCUGGCGGUGUCUAUGCUGGCGUUGGCGGUGUCUAUGCUGGCGUUGGCGGUGUCUAUGCUAGCGGUGUCUAUGCUGGCGGUGUCUAUGCUGACGUUGGCGGUGUUUAUACUUGCGGUGUCUAUACGGGCGUUAGCGGUGUCUAUACUGGCGGUAGCUAUGCUGGCGUUGGCGGUGUUUAUACUGGUGGUGUCAAUGCUGGCGUUGGCGGUGUUUAUACUGGUGGUGUCUAUGCUGGCGGUGUAUAUGCUGGCGGUGUCUAUGCUGGUAUUAAUCGUCAGUGUAAUCAUGAAUAUAAUCGUAGUGCUGUAUAA